GUGAAGUGGAAGCAGACGUGAUCAGAGCGGUCGCUCCUUACGAACCGGAGUCGUCUUUAUCUUUUUACCCCUCCGGACCCGGGCCGAGAUGACCGAGAGCGGCCCAGAACGGAGCGAGAAGCCGGCCAAAGAGCUGCUGGCCCUGGACCCCGCUCAGGAGUCCGAGUUCAGGAAGAAGGUCCAGGAAGCCAAGAAGAACAAGCCCAGGAAGUUCAAUGAGCUGACUCCAGGAGUGGUGUACGUGGGCCACCUUCCUCUGGGCCUGUUCGAGACGCAGCUCAAGGAAUACUUCGAACAGUUUGGGAAGGUGCGGCGGCUGCGGCUGUCCCGGAGUAAGAAGACUGGAGGAAGUAAAGGCUACGCCUUCGUGGAGUUCGACUGCGACGAAGUGGCGAAGAUCGUGGCAGAAACCAUGAACAACUACCUCAUGGGAGAACGGAUCAUCAAGUGCCACGUGGUGGAGCCGGAGAAGGUGCACGAGAAGCUGUUUGUGGGCUCGCAGACGCAGUUCAAGAAGCCGUCCCACCCGGCCGUGUCCCGCUACAACAAGCCGCACGCGCCGGAGCAGAUCGCCAAGAUGACCAGCAAGCUGCUGCGCAAGGAGGCCAAACUCCGCAAGAGGCUGGCGGCGCACGGCAUCGACUACGACUUCCCCGGGUUUGCCGCCCAGGUUCCUGACAAGAAGAAGAAAGAGACGUCAGUCCUGAACGAGUCCACGUGCAGCGACGACACCACGCUGCUGGGCACCCCGUCCUUCCUGGAGAAGAGGUCCAUGAUCGUGGGUGACGACGAGGACGACGACGAGAUCAUCGUAAAGGUUCCAGCUCCUCAGAAUGCCGAAGAGUGCUCGGAAGAGGAGGAGGAGGAGGAGGAGGAGGAGAGUGCUGAUGAAAAGGAGGGACAGGAGUCGGACUGUGAUGUGCAGGAAGUGGAGUGAAGGCAGAAGGCUCGAUAUUGACUGGGGCGGUCUGAACUGUGUGCAGAGGGAGGCUCCUCUGCAGGAGGCCACAGGAAUUGUGGGUAAUGUAGGGAAUAACCUGAACGCCGCCGUCAGAGCGGAGACUGGAUACGAGAGGAGGAAGUCUAUCAUUCUUUCCAUCAUUCAUACCGAAUUCUGAGAUUGGCAUCAACGUCCCGCCCACCCCCGAGCCAGUCCGUGGCGGCACUGCAAGGCGUUUUGUUUCCCGUCUUAUUGGUAAAUGAAUCAUGAAGUAGCCUUUUUUAUGUUCAGUUUUGGCUUUCUGGAACGUGAAUAUGGUUUCAGUGUUUCAUACAGCAGCCUGCCACCAGGGGGCAGUAUUUAAUUUUAUUUUUGGUUGGUAAACAAUUAUUUGAUAAUGUUUGAGAGAAUGUACAUUGUGAAAUACACCUCUAGAAAAUAAAAAAAUCAAACGGCA
Salarias fasciatus (jewelled blenny) is the source of this 1397-nucleotide messenger RNA. It is a transcript of the gene nifk, whose product is annotated as nucleolar protein interacting with the FHA domain of MKI67. The record is from RefSeq and is a predicted model, not a curated record. Lineage: Eukaryota; Metazoa; Chordata; Actinopteri; Blenniiformes; Blenniidae. The transcript is spliced from 6 exons. Gene Ontology annotation, molecular function: RNA binding. Bases 89 to 937 code for a protein of 282 amino acids.